AUGCCUGAACUUCAGCUAGCGGGUUACCAGUUCUAUAAAGAGCCGUGUGUAUCUGCACGCGCAUACCGACAUGUGGCACCCAGCAUCGAGUUGGUGAGAGCGCAGAAGGUGCAAGAGUUAACCGAGGCCUUGCACGCGGCUGUAGACAGUCAGUAUGGGGGCCCUUCAACACAGGGACGCAAACGCGUACACGAAUCUUCCCAUUAUAACGAUGGCAGUGGGAGUGCCGUGCCUAUUUUGGCCCUGGAGCGAUGGAUGUUCAACGCCAAGGAUCUCGAGAGGGAUGCUCUGCGUGAUAUUUCGGGGAAAACAGGCGAUGAAGGUGGUGAGAAAAACCAAGAUUAUGAGAAAUCUGUGGGAAGAACAGAGGAAACCGACGCGCUGCUGCCGGAUAUUAUAAACGUAGCUGAAAAAGUUGAGCCAGUGCUGGUCAGAGAUCUAGUCAGGGGUAGCCAUACACAGGAGAGUGCCGCGGAAAUAGCGACACACGUAGCCGAGCUGUCGCACGAAUUUGCGGUGGGUAUCAAUCGGCUCUGUAAAUUAGGUUUAUCUGCAGACCUCGAACCGAGUUCGUCCAUGGCACCGAGCUGCCCGCAAUGCGGAAAGAUAAUCGAGGUGCGGGUACGUGUGACCAUGCACAAGCACACGAUCGAUGUCAACACUGUGCGAAUUCGUCAACGACCAGAUAUGAAGCAGAAAGGUACGCAGGUAAAAUAUGUGCAAGGUGUCAAAGAAGAGGGACUAGAGGGGGGUGAUGGUACGAAUGUUAGUGUAGGGCCGCCGGUAUGUGCGGUGUGUGUUGCUGACGGUCGCACUGCACCCACCCGUCUGCUGAAGCUCAACCACGAGCACUACGCCAAACUACGAGCUUUGUGGGAUAGCGCACAGGCGGCCGAGUCUGUGGCGGACCAUGCAGGAAAUGCAGACGGUGAUGGUAUGGGCAACAGCAAGGCGAAUAAGAAGAGGAACAAGAACAAGAAACGGAACGAAAAUAGGAGAAAGAAAAAGAAGGCGAAGGGCGAAAGGGAUGGUAACAACAACGGCACUGGGGCGGAACAUGAGGAGAAAACUCCCACCGACACCAUCAAAGACAUUAAGAAUAUCGAGGGUAAGCAGGGCAAGAAGCACAGCGACACCAAACCUAGCAGCAAAACCAGUGCUGAGCGUAGUGCGGAGAAGGAUACAUCAACUAACGAGGCCAAGAAAGGCGACACUGCAAUCACCGGCGCUAUCAAGAGAAGCAACAGCAGUACGGUUAAGCGUGUUACUUCCGAUAAGCAUGGCAAGCCGAUCGAGCUCGAUGACAAGCAGCACAAGAAUACUGAGGAGCUGUUCCACAACGAUCUCUACAGUAUGCUUCUACGGUAUAAUGCCCUGAGUGGCAUGGGUUUCCAGGCGGCGUGUAGCGAGCACGUGUUUGCGGCUCUGAAGUCUCUUUUUAGAACAGACUUCGAGUGCUUCUCCUCGCCUCUCAACACGCACCACCCGCUAUACUGCAGCGCGUAUAUUGACACCGAUUUUCAUUUUGGAAGCAGAGGCAACUUCUUUGACUUCUACCCCGCCUCCGGGUCAUUCCAGGCCAACCCACCGUUUGUAACCGGUGUGAUGGAGCGAAUGGCGAAGCACAUUGAAACACUUCUGCAGAAAGCGAACACCAAUUCGCAACCACUGUCGUUCAUCGUGGUUGUGCCUGGCUGGGUUAAUGAGGUGUCGUACCAGACAAUGCUGGCGAGUCCGUUCAUGGAAGGGGAUGGCCCAUUGUUGAUCAGCAAGGACGACCAUGGUUUCUGCGAUGGUGCUCAACAUCAGCGCCAGGACCGGUACAGGAACUCCCCGUUUGACACGGCAAUCUUCUUCUUACGUACCGACGCGGCACGCAAUGUAUACGGCGAACGCACCUUCGAGAGCGAUGCUAUACUUCGGAAAGCGUUUGCUGAAGCACUGCCGAGUGAUGCGGCAGUUGCCAGGAGAGCCAGAGACGCGCGCGGGUUUGCGGACCUGGAUAGAAUGGGGAAUGGCAGUAGUAAGAAGCGCAAGGGGUUUUUUAAGCGGUAUUAAAGGCCAACUAAGGCGGUAUAAAGGCUUGCUAUGAAGUUUGGUACUAAGACGUGGAGUUUUCGUCCGACUCGGUCUGAGAAUCACACUCAACACGAGUUUCAAGAAAGUGGCUUGUAUAUUCAGCGACAGCUAAGCGGGGAUAUGCGGCCCUGGAUACCAUUAGAUGGGGGAGAAGCAAUUGCAUGCACGAAGGCCACUUUGAGAAAGUCUCACUAAAGUGUUAAAGGCAAACUGAGGGCUUCCUAACUAGGGUGAGGAGGUGGCGUCAGGCUCAAUAUUGUGGGAGUAUCGGCUAAGAGGUUUGGUAG
Messenger RNA from Sphaeroforma arctica JP610, 2366 nucleotides. RefSeq lists its product as hypothetical. NCBI's taxonomy places the organism in Eukaryota, Ichthyosporea, Ichthyophonida. The transcript is spliced from 5 exons. Gene Ontology annotation, molecular function: mRNA (2'-O-methyladenosine-N6-)-methyltransferase activity; RNA polymerase II C-terminal domain binding. Bases 1 to 2058 code for a protein of 685 amino acids. The record is from RefSeq and is a predicted model, not a curated record.